This is a messenger RNA of Adineta steineri, 1023 nucleotides long. The record is from the annotation of a GenBank genome assembly. Lineage: Eukaryota; Metazoa; Rotifera; Eurotatoria; Adinetida; Adinetidae.
AUGCGAGUGAUGAUACCAAACCUUCCAAUUACGUCAGUUGUUCCGACAUCAUUUACUAAUACAUAUACAUGUUGGAAUAAUAAUAAUGCUCAAGUUCAGUAUGAACCAAUGGAACUACCUACUUUACAGACUACAUCAGAUCCCGUAUCAUCUAAUAUGACCCUAGUCGACCGUAUGACAAAUGAAUAUUUAUCUGAACUUAAUAAUAUCCAAACAAGUCAACCAUAUAUGACUGAUAUCAUGUCUACCAACGUUAGGCAAAAUCUCAUCGAUAACAUUAAUAGAAACAAUCGCGUCAACCCCUGUGAAGAAUUAAUGGAUUGCCUACCUGUGACUACAAGUUCUAAUGCAUCCAUAAAUAACCAAACUAAAUCACAUAUCGAGACGAGUAAUCCAUCAACAUUUUCAUUAUCUACACUUAUUUCAACUGUUAACGAAAAAAACGAUAACAACAAUAAAUCAAAUUCAAACCAAUUAUCUAAACAUCAAAACACACUGUUUGUGUCAGGUUUACGAAGUAAUGUAAGUAAAAGUGAUAUAUACAAUCAUUUUACUGAUUGUAUAAAAGUUAUAUUCAAGCAAUAUCAUUCAACACCACAUUUAAAAUAUGCUUUUGUUGUUCAUCGUACACAUGAAAAAGCUAGACGUAAUCUUCGUCGGCCUAUAAAUCGAUCACUUCUUGGUUCACAAUGUCGUGUCGAAUGGAACACUCAUUGUUCAAAUUUUUCUAUUAAUGAACAAAAUAUUGAGAAUAGAAAAAUCGUGAUCCGUGGAAUACCAGAAAAUGUGAUUGAGAACGAUUUGCGUGACUUAUUCGUCAACUGUCACAUACUGAAGUAUUGUCCUGCACGUCGUAUCUACUCUUCAGCAACUACAAUGGAAACCAAAGGUCAAAAUAAAAUUUUGCCAGGGUAUGCUUUUCUUAUCUACGAUACCGAACAACAAGCAGCAAACGUAAUUGAACGAGCCGAUCAAUAUAAAAUCAAUGGACAAUCACUAGUUAUUUCUUUAUAUCAUCAUUAA